GUUUGUAUUCACAUAGCGAAGGCGCGUUAAGCAAAAGAAUUAAGAAAAAAUAUCAAAAGCAGUACGUGCAGAUUUAAACUGUCAAAAAAGCAGAGGAAUCAUAAUCAAAAGACCUGAAAGGAGAACAAACAUGAUGAAAGUAUUUGCGAGCAUUUGUCUGCUGGUCGUGCUGGUUGCCGUUAACCAAGCCCAGGCUGAAUCCCUUGUAUCUACCAAUCAUGGAAGUGUAAUGCAAGAAUUGAAUAAGCAAAAGAAUGAAAAGGUGCAAGAGAAUGAAAAUUUGAAUUGCAAUGUCAGAACCAACGCCAUCUUCAAGGCCUGGCCGGACAUGAAGACACCUUGUGUCAACAGCAUGCGCAAGCAGAUCCAGAAGGAAAUCCAUGCCUCGGUUCAGUAUCUGGCCAUGGCUGCUCACUUCUCCACGGACACUGUCAAUCGUCCUGGCUUCGCUGAGCACUUCUUCAAGGCCGCCAAGGAGGAGCGCGAACAUGGCUCCAAGCUGGUCGAGUACUUGUCCAUGCGUGGUGAGCUCACCGACACCGUCAAGAACCUCAUCCAAGUGCCAACUGUUAAGACCGCCAACUGGAGUGGCAUUGCUGCUUUGGAGGAUGCCUUCAAGCUAGAAACUGAGGUGACCAAGUCCAUUCGCGACUUGAUCAAGACCUGCGAAGGCACUGGCAAGGACGAUAACGAUUACCAUCUGGUUGAUUAUCUGACUGGCGUGUAUCUGGAGGAGCAGCUGCAUGGCCAACGCGAGCUCGCCGGCCAGAUUACCACCCUGGAGAAGAUGAUGAGCACUCACGGCGAACUGGGCGAGUUCUUGUUCGAUAAGAACAUGUAAGCUGCCCACGCUCAACUCAUUGAUAGUAUCAACUGUGCUCUUCAAAAGUUAUUAUUUUAAAUUUACUGUUACUAGCCGCAGAAAAAAAAAACAAAUCAAAUCAACAUAAGCCCAUCAAGUAUUUGUUAUCUCUACACACAUUUCGCCCAAAAAGUCCAUAAUUAAAUCAUUUUAAAAAUUUAAAACCCAUCAUUUUUUUUUCGUUUGGUCAAUAAAUAUUUCCCUCUGAACUCGGUUUCAUUCCAAUGCACA
Drosophila busckii is the source of this 1093-nucleotide messenger RNA. RefSeq names its product ferritin subunit (gene Fer1HCH). NCBI's taxonomy places the organism in Eukaryota, Metazoa, Arthropoda, Insecta, Diptera, Drosophilidae. The transcript is spliced from 5 exons. Gene Ontology annotation, cellular component: cytoplasm. Gene Ontology annotation, molecular function: ferrous iron binding; ferric iron binding. The record is from RefSeq and is a predicted model, not a curated record. Gene Ontology annotation, biological process: iron ion transport; intracellular iron ion homeostasis. Bases 131 to 841 code for a protein of 236 amino acids.